Molecule: messenger RNA, 738 nt
Organism: Saccoglossus kowalevskii
Lineage: Eukaryota; Metazoa; Hemichordata; Enteropneusta; Harrimaniidae
Source: RefSeq, a predicted model, not a curated record
AUGGUUGACUGGCAAAGGGUUUGUGGUAGCUCAGCCAUGGGUGACUGGCAAAGGGUUUGUGGUAGCCCAACCAUGGUUGACUGGCGAAGGGUGGCUGGCAAAGGGUUUUUGGAAGCCCUGUCAUGGGUGGCUGGUGAAAGGUGUGUGUUAGCCCAGCCAUGGGUUACUGGUAAAGGGUUUGUGGAAGCCCAGCCAUGGGGACUGGCGAAAGGGUUUUUGGAAGCCCAGCCAUGGGUGGCUGGUGAAGGGUUUGUGGAAGCCCAGCCAUGGGUGACGGGUGAGGUGUUUGUGGUAGCCCAGCCAUGGGUGACUGGCAAAGGGUUUGUGGAAGCCCCAACAUGGGUGACUGGCAAAGGGUUUGUUGUAGCCCAGCCAUGGGUGACUGGUGAAAGGUUUGUGGAAGCCCAGCCAUGGGUGACUGACAAAGAGAUCUUUGAAGCCCAGCCAUGGGUUACUGGUAAAGGGUUUGUGGAAGCCCAGCCAUGGGUGACUGGCGAAAAAGUUUGUGGUAGCCCAGGCAAGGGUGACUGGCAAAGGGUUUGUGGAAGCCCGACACGGGUGAAUGGCGAAAGGUUUGUGGUAGCCCAACCAUGGGUGACUGGCAAAGGGUUUGUGGUAGCUCAGCCAUGGGUGACUGGCGAAGGGUUUGUGGAAGCCCAGCCAUGGGUGACGGGUGAAGGGUUUGUGGAAGCCCAGCCAUGGGUGACGGGCGAAGGGUUUGUGAAAGCCCAGCCAUAG